Messenger RNA from Corythoichthys intestinalis (scribbled pipefish), 11812 nucleotides. RefSeq names its product SH3 and multiple ankyrin repeat domains protein 1-like. Gene Ontology annotation, molecular function: ionotropic glutamate receptor binding; synaptic receptor adaptor activity. The record is from RefSeq and is a predicted model, not a curated record. Lineage: Eukaryota; Metazoa; Chordata; Actinopteri; Syngnathiformes; Syngnathidae. The coding region runs from base 194 to 7033 and encodes 2279 amino acids. Gene Ontology annotation, cellular component: postsynaptic membrane; postsynaptic density; dendritic spine. The transcript has 27 exons.
GCACAUUUAGUGACUGCAGCGCUGCAAAAAUGGUGCUAAAAAUCUUCCUGUUUUUCAAAAACAAAAUAAUUGGAUUCUAAUUUUUUUAUGGUCUUUUUUUGUAAAGGAAGUCUCCAACCUGAACUACAAGACAAACUAAUAAGGGUUAUUGAUUUUGUCUCCAUGACAGUGAUGUCGCCCAGCCAUUUCAUCGAUGCCCCUCACACUACGAACGAUGCUGGAAAGUAACGAGCGCUUUUAUCCCGGUCAGGAUGACAAUGAUGAAGAGGACGGAACCGAGGAUGAGGAGCGAGUUGGAAAAACCCGAAAAGGGGAAGACGGACGGGAUGUCCGGAACGGACGGUUAGAAGACUGGAAGGCAAUGACGGGAGGGCGGCGCUCCUUGGAAGGCAAAGUCGGCGACCUGGCCGUCGUGGUAGGAGGGCAGAGAGUGGACCGCCUCGCUAGGCCGGGAAACCGGGUGCUGGCUUAUACAUCCGAUCAUCAACCGCCCAAUAAAGCGGGAUUAAAAGCGGUGCACAAGAGAAGAGCGCUGAUGGAGAGAAGCAUGACCACCAUGGCCCCGAUGGAGGACGCCUUUCUGACCACGAUGGUGUUUCGUGUUGGGAUUCCUGAUAUCAAACAAACAAAGUGCGUCCAGUUUGACCAAGACUGCACGGUGUGGAACGCCAAGCAGCAAAUCAUCUGCUCGCUCAGCGAGACCCUGUGGGACGUCUACAACUAUGGCCUCUUCCAGCCGGCCGGAGAAGGUCGCGACGCCAAAUUCUUGGAGGAGGAAAGGACUUUGCGAGAAUACUCGCAUUCCUUUGAGAAAGGUGUUCCUUACCUGGAGUUCCGAUACAAAACCCGAGUGUACAAACAAACAAAUCUGGACGAAAAGGCUCUUUCCAAACUCUGCACCAAGGCUAAUCUGAAGAAAUUCAUGGAUUACGUUCAGACUGGAGCGCAGGAAAAAAUGGUCAAACUCCUCGAUAAAGGCCUCGAUCCAAAUUUUCACGACCCGGAGAGCGGAGAAACCCCGUUAACUGUAGCCGCUCAGUCAGGACUAGCAGCGGAAGGCCUCAAAGCUCUGGUUCAAGGCGGAGCCCAUUUGGACUUUCGAAGCCGAGAUGGCCUGACUGCUUUGCACAAAGCAGUCCGGCUUCACAAUCACAGCGGCCUGUUGGCUCUGCUGUCGCUGGGAUGCUCGCCAAACUACAAAGACCGCAGUGGCCUGACCCCGCUGUACCACAGCGUGCUAACAGGGGGCGACACCUCCUGCUGCGAGACGCUGCUUUAUUACGGAGCCAAGCUGGGGACCAGGGAUGAGAACGGAUGGGAUGAGGCGCAUCAGCAUAGAGACGAAGAGGAGUUUGGAAUGGAAGAAAUACAUAAGGCUUGCCAGAAUGGUUUCGCUCAACAUUUGGAGCAUCUGCUGUUUUACGGAGCGGACGCAUCCUCUCGGAACGCCUCGGGGAAUACCGCACUUCACAUUUCGGCCCUGUACAACAAAGAAAGCUGUGUUCGGGUUCUUUUGUACAGGGGGGCAAACAGGGAAGCAAAAAACAAACAUGGUCAGACACCUUUUCAGCUGGCUGUCAUGUCGGGUCACUUUGAACUUGGGGAAAUAAUUAAAAAUCACCAAGAUUCAGAUAUAGUUCCUUUUUUGGAGUCGCCAAAAUACGUCCCCAAGAGAAGAGAAAGCGUCCAUACUCUGCCUCUUCCUUCACUCCAUCCUCACCCGUUACUCCGGGCUAACAGUGACAACACCAUGACAAAUUCUGAUCCAGUGGCGCUUCCUAACAAGGCUGCAACAUCUCCCAACCCAUCUCAGGGCCAGCGCAGGUCCUCGGUGGGCUUCCGCAGCUCCAGUAGCCCUCGCAACCGCACCCGUUCUCCGUCACGAGGAAGAGGAGGCCAGAGCGACACGGAGGAGCGGCACCGGCAGCCGCGAGGCAGGCAGGGGGCGACCCCUUCGGGCGGCGGGGGAGGUCAAAUGAAGCGAAUGUACAGCGCAGUGCCGGGGAGAGUGUACGUGGCCACGAGGGCGCACGUUGCCAGUGGAGAGAGGCAGCUGUCACUCAACAAAGGGGACAAAGUUAAAGUACUAAGUGUGGGAGAAGGAGGCUACUGGGAAGGAACGGUGAAAGGUCGCACUGGUUGGUUCCCCGCUGACUGCGUGGAGGAAGUGGCACCUCCCAGCAAGGACAAUCGACCAGAGACGCGGACCGGAAAAUCCAAGAGGAAGCUUUUCCGGAACGUCACCGUCGGCGCCUAUGACAGCAACGACGGUCCCAGUGACUACAUCAUUAAGGAGAAGACAGCACUCCUACAAAAGAAAGACAACGAGGGAUUUGGCUUUGUGCUUCGAGGAGCCAAAGCUCAGACUCCCAUAGAGGAAUUCACUCCCACGCCAGCGUUUCCAGCGCUGCAGUACCUGGAAUCUGUCGAUGAGGGGGGCGUGGCUUGGAGGGCCGGCCUACGGAUGGGGGAUUUCCUCAUCGAGGUGAACGGCCAGAAUGUGGUGAAGGUAGGACACCGACAGGUUGUCAACACCAUCCGUCAAGGCGGCAACAGUCUAAUGGUCAAAGUCGUCAUGGUUGCCAGAAACCCUGAGUUGGAAGAUACGGCUCGUAAAAAAGCCCCUCAGCAGACAAAAAGGUUGACUCCUCCUGCCAUUGCUCUGCGCUCCAAGUCAAUGACAUCAGAGCUGGAAGACAUGGUAAGUAGGGCUUCUGCCUCUCCAUGGAAAAAGAAAGCAGACUACGAUUCCUCUCAGGGUCCUGAUAAGAAGAGGACAGUCUAUCAGAUGGCACUGAAUAAACUGGAUGAAAUCUUGGCCGCAGCCCAGCACAGCAUUACAUCAGACAACCAAGGCCAGAGAGGUCAUGGAGGCAAGAGGGACCGGAGCAAGAGUAUUGUUCCCAAUGUUUCCAAUGAGUCGACGUACGAACUGCAGUCCACGGCAAAUCCCAGACCUGGUUUUACUUACAACCAAGCCCACAUUCAACCAGCACAGCAUGCAGUCAUGAUGCGUCAAAAAUCCAUUGGUAUAACUGAGGAGGAGCGGCAGUACCUUCACCCACCGGCCAUGAAGCUAGCACGUAGCUUGUCCAUGCCAGGACCAGAAGAAAUCCCGCCACCCCCGAAUACUUCUGCACCUGAACCACCGCUAUCCGCUGGCCCUCAUCCAGGAAGGGGGCCAGCCAUGCCCAUUCCCCCUGUAUCGCAAGCCCACUUCCAGCUCCAAUCAGGCCAUCCCAAUCAAUCAGGUUGGGAAAGAGGAGGUGGGAUGAACCAGCAAGUCAUGGUCUCUACGCUCCGAAGACAAUCAGAAGGAAUUUGUGCCAGGGAGCAAGAGGCACCUAGGCGAGGGGGUGGCAAGAUGGGAGGGUUACGAAGAGGCUACAGCAGUGCUACACCACCAACAAGUGCAAAACCAAAAACCCAACAAAAUGUGCCUCAUCAUCCACAUAUAACCACUCGAGAGCAAAGCGGAGGCACCGGCAGGGGCGCAGCCCGGAGGGGAGGUCGGGGCGCGCUGACUAAACAGUCGAAAGUUGAGGAAGGACUGCGACAGCAUCGAGGGAAAGGUGGUGCAGCCAAAGAGAAGACCUCCAUCCCCAUCCCAACCAUCAUCAUCAAAGCACCCUCCACCAGCAGCAGUGGUCGAAGCAGCCAGGGUAGUAGCAUGGAGGCCGAAGUGCCACAGGAUGGAGAGGACCAAACCUCUGCUCAACCAUCUCUGGAAAGCCCUAAUUCCCCCCUACCUUCACCUCUCACCUCAACUCCACCUCAACCGCCGACAUCCACCUCCUUGCCUCAAUCAGUUGCCGCUCCUCCGGUUUCUUUGAAGCAAAACCUGGAGAACGUAGACUACUCCUCAACAUUUGGUACAACUUUUGGAGGAGGAGGAGGGGCACGUAGGGAGAGGGAACGUUUCCGUGACAUGAGGAGAAAGAGCGCUUCGUUUUUCCUUUCAACUGAAGAGGACAUCCAGGGUGAGGCAGGUGGAGGAGUAGGGGAGGGAGGUGAAGCACUAAAUGCGAGAAUUCAGCCAUUACAGAACUCACAAAUGGAAGUACCAACUCCUCGACUGCGGCCCUCCAAGUCCAUAGACGAGGGCAUGUUUUCUGGAGACAAUUAUGUCCACUAUUCCAGCAGCAUGCCUCCAGCCUUUGGCCUCCCUGAGUACUCGUCUCCUGUCCUCAGUCAGGACGGUCAACCCAAGUCAGCACCGUCAAUGUAUGGCUCGCAGCCAGCGACAACUUUCAUCCACCCACUCACAGGUAAGGUUCUAGAUCCCUCAUCUCCACUAGGACUUGCCCUUGCUGCUAGGGAGAGAGCCCUCAAGGAUGACCGCAGAACUCGACGAGAGGAGAGACACUUUGGCCGACAGCUGUCCACUGUGGGAGCCUUUACUACCCCUACCCAGACCCCAACACCGUCUCUUUUUGCGACCCCAACACAAUCAACUUACACAUCACCGGUUUCCCUUCACCUUACCUCUCCUACCGCUACCACCUCACCCGCAUCUCAAAGUCGGCCUCAGUCUCCAAGGAUCCUACGCAUGGGGGGUGGAGGGGAUAGGAUGGAGCGAGACAAGGAUGUAGGACAUAGAGAAGGUCUUAGAGUUCGUUUCUCAGAAGACAGAGACAGCCAAUAUUCAAGCCACUAUUACCCCAGGGAGAGAGAAAAGGAGGCUCAUGAUGGCAGGCCCGUACAACCACCGCCACCCCCAACUCAGCCCGCUCCCCGCAGGCCUUCCUUUCUGCAAAUGGAAAGCACUCCGAACACCAGCUACAUCCCACAGUACACGCUCCCUACAUCACCUGAUGCGACGGUAGAAGCGAAAGCAGAAAAUCUGGGAAUGAUGGUUCUUCCCCCACCAGCUCCCUCAAUAGAUGUAGAUGAGGAGUUUGUUUUUGCUGACCCUUUGCCACCACCGUUACAGUUUGCCAAUGGUAAGAAUGAAAGGGUGAGAGACUACCACCAGCAUGACCAACAUGUGAAUCAACGAUCCACUGCUGCUCCGCCACCGCCUCCUUUACCAUCUCCAAAGACUCCAAAUGUUCCUCAAACCUCCUCACAGGGUGGCGACUCCGCCACAUCUAGCCUUACCUCCUACGACAGCGAGGUGGCAACCCUGACACAGUCCGCUCUCUCGCCAUCCUUACCAUCUCCUGCUCUCCCUGCCACAAACCUACACAGACCCCAACCCAUGUCCCAUUCGCAUUCCUAUUACAGUGCCUCCAAUGACCCACUGGGAGACCGCGAUGCCACAGCUCACGACAGAGGCACAGCCGCCCUCACCACGACCAUGACUUAUGCCACCCCUACUAUGACAGCCAGCGCGGCCGCCACAACCACCACGACUUCUACGGCUUCCGACUACAGCACGACUGUGGGAGGAACCAAGCCAGGAUCUUUUAGCACAGGGGGCAGGGUUCCGAACCACAUUAACCAUCCCGCUAAUGUACCUAAGAGUGGAGAAUGGCAAGAUCCUGUGGUGGAUUCUGGCAUUGAGGAGCUGGACAGUCACAGCAGCAGUGACCAUCACAUCGAAAUGUUGGGAUUGAGUGGGCUAAGAGGAGAUAAGAUUGGCAUUGGAGGAGAUGGCUCUUGCGGUGAGGCUCGAAAAGGAGCCACACACCACGACCCUUCUUCAGCUUACACGGGCGGGCAAAUGUUUAAUGUACAGAAUGUCAAAUUGGCAAACCCUGGAUUUCCAAAGAUGACGCAUCAUAAGGAGGGGCCAGGUAGGGUCCUGCCUGUUGCACUAAGAAGGCAAAACAGCACACACCCUGCCCCUUUACAACUGCAUAGACAAAGCAUCACAGACAACAUCAGGUUAGAUGGAGCCCUACCUGAUGAAAGAAAAAUUUUGCCAAGUAGACCCAAAAUGGAGGACGACUUCAGCGCUACAUUGGCGGCCUGCUUAGACAGGCCUGUUGAAGCUCGGCCAACAGGCUGGGGGGAAGUCGGGGAGCAAGAGCAGCUCCAGAGAGCUUUGGAUGCACGCAGGAUUCACUCACCCCUCUCUGGUGUAAAGGCCAGCAUCAUCAAUGAGCUGAGCUCCAAGCUUCACCAAAUGAGUAGCAUGAGGAGCAUGGACGACUGGAGCCAAGCCCCAAAAUCACCCACCAUGCACAGGUAUUCCGCAGAUUUUACCGACGCUUUCCACAGCCCUCCUACCGGCCGCUCCACUUCACCUUUACCCACUUCCUCUCCUCAUCACCAUCAAGUACUCCCACCCAGUCUCUCGGCCACUCCCUCCGUAUCCCAUUCCCCGCAGGUACCGCAACAACGCAAUUGGACCCGUUCCCCUUCCCCACAGAUGCCUACCUCCCCGGUCCACUCACAUCCGCCCCACUCACCGACCUACUGCCCGUACCCGACGUCGCCUAAGCAUCGUUCCAAAAUGCGGCGACAGACUUUCGAUUUCCAGUGCAGUCCUACCAAGGAGAUGCGAUCAGCUGUUUCCCGACGCCGUGCCCCAAGUCCCCUCAUUUAUAACACCGAACAGCCCAACUCCACCCCUCCGCGACCGUCGUCCUUACCUAUCCUUCCUAGUACACCAGUUUACAGUAACCCCUUUGAAUUCCCAGGACCCCUCACCCCUCCAUCUCCCGGCCUACCUCUCGGAGACACCUACACGGCCUCAACACCUCCACUUUUCUCCCCAUCCAACGCACCCAGUCCUAACCCCUUACUAGUUUCGCGCUCUCUCUCUCCUACUCAUUAUCUUUCUGGGGCCUCCUCCCCAUUGCACUUACCCCCAAGCCCGUCCUGUCUUAACUUCCCUCAUUUUACCCCUCCCCCGCCAUCCAAACCCUUCGCUCUCAAACCGCUCCCCUACUGGACCAAGUACGACGUAGCCGACUGGUUAGCUUACCUGAACCUGGGCGAACACAUAGAGCGUUUUAUCGAUAACGAAAUAGAUGGAUCUCAUUUGCCUUCGCUUACCAAGGACGACUUCUUGGACCUGGGGGUGAGUCGUGUGGGACAUCGAAUGAACAUCGAGAGGGCGCUGAAGAAACUCACUGACAGGUGAGGGAAGACUUACAAGCAGCAGGGUCAUAAAUGGACAAAAACGAAGGAGUAAAUCCUUACGGAACACUCGGAUUCCCACUUUUCUUUAUCAGUGGCAUACAAUCUGGAAAUCGAAAUGAUCUUUACUCAAUUCUUCUCCCCACAAGUAUAACUUUAUCCGGCUUUAGUUUUCCUUCUGCAUUGAUUUGCCCUCCUCUCUCCAGGCCUUUGCAUGUCACUACUGCCCGCACAGACAGACUGAUGGAGAGUGUUGGAGUGAUUGAAAAAUUGACAAAAAAAACUUGUGAGAACACAUGAUUUGACAAAGGAACAGGAACACAAGAUCGGGAAGAGAAGAGCAGUGGACUUCAACACACUUUCAGGCUGGUUAUUUCGGUAUUUGAUUUGCACAUUAGCGCAAUGAUUUCUGGUUCAAAACAUCAUUGGCUGCCAUCGACGGGAACGACAUAUUCCAGUGCCAUUGACGCCGAUACACAUCCAGUAAAUUUGAACUUUUUCAAAUGAAUUGGACGACUACCAAUGGCGGUUUUAGUACCGUACUAACAUGUGCCAGAUUGUAAAAGUUGUAAAGAAAAUGUCCCUGACGAAUGGCAGCCAAUAUGUUAACAGACAGUAGAACACAAACACUCAAGGACAGAGUAAAUGGCAGUCUGACUUUAAAAAUAUGUUACAGGGAAAACACCACUAAAAUGUUGCCAGGAACACAAGGACCUCAUCGUGACAUCACUUUGCUAUUAUACAAGGUCAGACAACAACGUAAGAGGUUUUUUUUUUUGUAGAUGAAUUAAAAUAAUAUUACUUGUUUUUAUCGAUUUGCCAUGUUGCCCCCAUAAUAAUAAGCUUUGUAUGUGUGUUACGUGCAAGCACUAAGUAUAUAUUAUAUGUUUAAAGGAAUUCACUAUUAGCCGUUAGCUUAAUUCGGAGUGAGGAGAGAAUAUGCUUGUGGAAGACGCUUGAAUUUAUUUUUGAUAGCAAGGAGUGUCAGGGCUAUAUGCUAGAGAUGCGAAGUCGUCAAGUUGCGCGGAAGUUCGGAAUAUAACCAGAAUAAAGUCGUAGCGUCGAAAAAUGUCGGCACUUUAAUGAACAAAAUUUGGGGUUAUAUUUCGACGAUAUCCUCGCACUUUUUCGAAUUGUUGUCAUUUUUUUAAAAAGUGAAGCCCUAAUACUCCAUAGUUGAUAUUCAUAAUUUUGUUAUUUUACACUUUGGACUCAUGUUGAACGGAAGUUUAUCGCUGCCACAACAAGUUAAAAAAAAGUUCUGAUUACGUACAAUUUGAUAAGUUUCUCGUUUUAAUGUUAAAAAAAAAAAAAAGUUUUAUCGUUUUGUUAAAAACUAUAGACAAGUUUCUCGAGCGAAACAUGGGCGGCGCCAUUUUUGACAUUUUCUGCUACGGACUUCUGGUUUAGACAGAACAACACAAAGUGUGGUUGAAGUAAGCAGUGUGUAGACAAUGUUAAAACUGCAAAAUCAAACCAGAGGAGUCCCCGGAAUCUCUAAAAAUGGAUUCAGCAAGACCUAAAUGAAGCGUUCGUUAAUUCUUAUCACUUCGUAGAUCGUUCGUGGACAAAAAUCUAACCAUCCGUGCAGCCUGUGUUAAGAUGAGGUGUAGAUUGAUACGCCAGCUAGUUGACUGGCCAAAAUGAGGCAAAAUUACAAAUAUUACAGUUGCCGAAUGCAGAAGGGCUGACAGAUUUUGUUGUUACAAGGAAAUAAUACAAGGAAUUGUUCAUCUGGUUAAAUUAUAGUUUUGGUACCACACAUGUACAUAUAAACACAAAUAGUAUGUCAUUCUUUUUUAUUGCAGAUAUUGAUCGCAAAAAAACAUGAUUCCAUUUCUUGUUUUAAAACGAUUGGUGCAUGUAGAAAACAGGUCAAUGAAUUACAAUUUACAAAAUUAUUAGAAAAAUAUUAAGGAAUGUGGAGCAUAAGUCGAGCCGCCCGUCAUCAAAGUAGAACAUAGCCUUGCUAUAUGUCCAUCAACGUACAAUAAGUGUUGUUGUGAGGCACAUUAAGUUGUCUUCCCUUGCCUAACAGCGUUUUGCACCUGUAAACAAACGAACAAAAAACACUUGCAUUUAUGCGUUUACAUAAUUGUGCCAUCAUACACAUACUGAUUAGCAACAGGCUAGCAGCAGAUAGCAUGUGUUGCUGCCACAGCAGUACAGUAGUUGUAGUAAAUAAUAUUUUACUUUUAUUAAACUUUAAUAUUAAACAUCAUCGUAAUAACAAUAUCAAAGACGACAAGUCGUUUCAUGCGCAAGAUUUUAGCUUAGUAUAUUUUGAGCACCGGACACAUUAAAAUGCAGGGAUGGGAAGAACAUACCUUCCAUAACACAGCGGCAACAUUGCUACAUUAACACCCGGUCUUUGUGGUGGCACGGGCUUGGUUCCACAUCACAUCUGAACAUGUUGUCCUCCCAUGUCGUGUAACGUGAUGAUGGCAGAUGGAUGCGGCAUUUCCUAAUUAUCUUUUUUGAGGGAUUCUGUUGACUGAUACCAGUCCAGCUCCACUGUUGUUUACGUUAGAGAAAGUGUAAAACGGAAGUCACGAGCAGAAAUGCAGAUACGUCGGAAACCUGUCUAUAUUUUUCUGGUUAUAAAGUGCAACACCAAUGAACGAGUUUUUCUAUGAAGCGCACCAGAUUAUGAGGUGCAUAAAUGUGCUGCAUUUGUUCUUGAUCUUUUAACAUUGUAAUGACGGUUUUACACAAAAGUAUGUGUUGUGCUAUUUAGUAAAAGAGGAAAAUUGAUAUUGAAUACGUCUAUUGAUGGCAAUAGAGGUCCAAAAAAGAUUUGAUCUUGUGAUGAAUUUCAUGUUUGAGCUUGAAUUUAGCUAAAUUCACAAUGUAGCAUGAUAAAUUUUUCACAUCAUAACAUCAGAAAUUUCAUGCUACGGGAUUAAAACAUGAUCAAUCAAUCAAUUUACUCAAGCUAAUUUUAUGUAGUGCUGAACUUUUUUUGUAUGUGUGGCAGUAAUACACUCCCGUUAUAUUGGAAUACAUCAUUUAUCGUUUUUUUUACUCGGGAAGUCAGAAGUUAAGCCAUUCACUAAGACAGUUCUUCUAAAUUUGAGCACGCUCUGUCAUACUGUAGGUGCCAUGAUCACAAAGGGCUUUUUACUGCUUAAUCUUUUGAACUGCUUCAAUGUGUAUGUCUGCUUCUGUUUGGUUUGGCGACUUCGUUUUAAUGUCUGUUGUUUUUUCUUCCUCUUGAUUUGACUCAUGCAGGUACCUUUACUUGUUGACAAUCCCUUUCCACAUAAUCUGGCCUAGUUGUUUCUUUGUUAAAUCUGGACUAUUCUGUCAUUAUUUGACGAUUUAAUUAUGGGAAAAUCUGCCUUUUUUUCUCCUCAUAAGAUUACUUAUUAUCCUGACAAAACAUGUUUUUGGCAUUGGAAUAAGUCCAUUUUAUGUUAUAGUGCUGUACGAUAUGACGAUAUGUGUUGCAAAAGCUUUCGACAUUUUACAGGUUAUCGCCAUAAAUUGACCUGUUGCUGCAAUGAACAUUUUGCCCAGCAGACGGCGCCCUUGUUCAUGCCGACUUGCUACAUUGAUGGGAUUUCAUUCGCCAUAGUAGUACCAAAAAUUGGCCUCAAGAUGUGUCUAUCGCCACUUAACAGUUUGCCAUUUGGCUCUCUCUGCCAACCGUAUGUGAGUAAUGCAUCCAAAACAAUGGUAAAUACCAAUACAGUGAUCCCUCGUUUUUCACAGUUAAUGUGGACCAGAACCUGCCACGAUAAGUGAAAAACUGCAAAGUAGUGCACCCCCAAAGUAUAAUUAAAAAAAAAAAGUAUACAGUGGGGAGAACAAGUAUUUGAUACACUGCCGAUUUUUCUGGUUUUCCCACUUGCAAGCCAUGUAUAGGUCUGUAAUUUGAAUCAUAAGUUCUCUUCAACUGUGAGGGACGGAAUCGAAUACAAAAAAACUGAAAAUCAUGUUGUAUGAUUUUUAUAUAAUAAAUUUGCAUUUAAUUGCAUGAAAUAAGUAUUUGAUACAUUACAAAAAUCGAGCAUAGAUCCGAGUUUAGACCAAAAAGUUCAAUUUUGGUCUCAUCCGACCACAUGACCUUCUCCCAUUGCUCCUCUGGAUCAUCCAGACAGUCAGUGGCAAACUUCAGACGUGUCUGGACAUGCACUGGCUUCAGCAGCGGGACCUUGCGUACGCUGUAGGAUUUUAAUCCAUGACGGCGUAAUGUGUUUCCGAUGGUUUUCUUCGAGACUGUGGUUCCGGCUCGCUUCAGGUCAUUGACCAGGUCCUGCCGUGUAGUUCUGGACUGAUCCCUCACCUUCCUCAUGAUCAGUGAUGCCCCACGAGGUGAGAUCUUGCAUGGAGCCCCAGAACGAGGCAGAUCGACCGUCAACUUGAACUUCUUCCAUUUUCUAAUAAUCGCUCCAACAGUUGUUACCUUCUCACCAAGCUGCUUGCUUAUUUUCCUGUAGCCCAUCCCAGCCUUGUGCAGGUCUAUUAUUUUAUCCCUGAUGUCCUUACACAGCUCUUUGGUUCUUGGCCAUUGUGGAGAGGUUGGAGUUUGUUUGUUUGAGCAUGUGAACAGGUGUCUUUUAUACAGGUAACAAGUUCAGACAGGUGCAGUUACUUCCGGUAAUGAGUGGAGAACAGGAGGGGUUCUUAAAAAAGAACUGAGAGCCGAAAUAUUUACUAGUUGGUAAUGUAUCAAAUACUUAUUUCAUGCAGUUAAAUACAAAUUUAUUAUUUUAAAAUUAUACAAUGUGAUUUUCUGGAUUUUUGUAUUAGAUUCCGUCCCUCACAGUUGAAGAGAACU